CUUGGCAGUGAUUGAGCAGCGGGGUGAAAAAUAAAAAAGGAAGAUUGGGAGAGAGAGAGAGAGAGAGAAGGGAGAGACCGAAAGAAGAAAAAGAAAGAGAGAAAGAAUAUGGCUUUGCCAAUUCUUCUUCUUCUUCGUCUUCUUUUUUAAUCCUUUUGAGAGCUUUCCAGUUUUCAAAAGGGGGCUUCGAGCUUAUCAUUCUCUCAUUUGUUAUAGCAUCAUCUUCUUCUUUUGUUUUUCCUCCGUUCACCACCCAUAGUCGUUUCAAAUGCCAGCUGGCUUCGAUUUUUUGUAAUGGCGGUUGGUUUUCGUUGGACGCUAAUUGGCCUUCUUCUCUGAAUCUGUGGUAUAGGCAUUAAUUGAAAUCUGGUCUUACCAUUGAAGAAAUAUGGAUUUUCAAUCAAAGAAGAGAUGGAAAUCUGUGGUGCCACGUCUUUUGAAGAACAAAUCAGCCUCUCGUUGUUUGUUUCCAAAGGUGAAGCCAGCUAGUUUUGAUCCGGGCAGUGCACCAGUGUAUCUCAAUGUGUAUGACCUAACACCCAUGAAUGGCUAUUUCUACUGGGCAGGCCUUGGUAUCUUUCAUUCUGGUGUGGAAGUUCAUGGCGUCGAAUAUGCAUUUGGAGCUCAUGACUAUCCAACCAGUGGUGUAUUUGAGGUUGAACCACGACAAUGCCCGGGCUUCAAGUUCAGGAAGUCAAUAUUCAUUGGGACCACGUCACUGGACCCAAUCCAAGUAAGGGAAUUCAUGGAGCGUAAUUCGGCAAGGUACAACGGAGAUACAUAUCACUUGAUCGUCAAGAAUUGCAACCAUUUCUGCAAGGAUAUUUGUCACAAGCUUACUGGGAAACACAUUCCUAAAUGGGUAAAUCGACUGGCUAAAAUAGGUUCAAUGUGCAACUGCAUUCUUCCCGAAGCCCUUAAGACAUCUGUUGUGCGGCACGAUCCAAAUUAUCAACCAUAUGAUAGUGAGCGAAGGAGGCUUAGAUGCACCUUCAGCUGCCUAUCUUCGGUGUCAAUGCGACAGAAGUCUUCAUUACUUAUACAAUCACCCUUAAGAGGCUGCCUACCGCCAUGGGAAUCAAAAAGAUCGAACAAUGUUUUACUGAAGGAAAGGUGAGAGACAGCCGGAUGGGGUUUCCUUUGGCAUCUGAGUGAAUGUUCAGCAGGCAAGCUCCAUAAGCUUUAAUAGUUGAAGAUUUCUAUAGGAGUUGUCUUUCUAGUUUGUGGAGUAGGUUGUCAUCUCUGUAACACUAAUGUGUUGUUAAAAUUUUUAUAAGAUGCUGAUCCGUUCCUAUCCGAAGUAGGCCGUUGUAUUAUCAAUGCAGGGUUCUGGUGAUGACACAGAUCAUCAACGAUUAGAGAAAGUAGUAUAUAUUUUCUGGUC
Molecule: messenger RNA, 1384 nt
Organism: Theobroma umbraticum
Lineage: Eukaryota; Viridiplantae; Streptophyta; Magnoliopsida; Malvales; Malvaceae
Product: PPPDE putative thiol peptidase family protein
Biological process (GO): protein deubiquitination
Molecular function (GO): deubiquitinase activity
Source: RefSeq, a predicted model, not a curated record